Messenger RNA from Etheostoma spectabile (orangethroat darter), 5026 nucleotides. RefSeq names its product vasoactive intestinal polypeptide receptor 1. Gene Ontology annotation, cellular component: plasma membrane. The transcript is spliced from 13 exons. The coding region runs from base 163 to 1527 and encodes 454 amino acids. Gene Ontology annotation, biological process: adenylate cyclase-modulating G protein-coupled receptor signaling pathway; cell surface receptor signaling pathway. The record is from RefSeq and is a predicted model, not a curated record. Gene Ontology annotation, molecular function: G protein-coupled peptide receptor activity; peptide hormone binding; vasoactive intestinal polypeptide receptor activity. NCBI's taxonomy places the organism in Eukaryota, Metazoa, Chordata, Actinopteri, Perciformes, Percidae.
CUUUACUCCCACAAGUUUGCAGCUUGCAGGGACAACAUGGGGAUUCAUCUAUUUUAAGGAGUAGUAGCCUACAUUUUUAUACCGGGGCGUUAACAAAUAAGUCAGUCUUUAUAAGAGGAUCCAGAGGAACAAACAACCUGGAUUUGCGCUCACCAUCAUCCGAUGAGGGAGAUAAAGAAGAAAGAUGAGAACAUGGAAGUGUGUUGUAAGGCGCUGCCGGGACGAAAGGAGACAUUCAUAGUCUUCAUCUUUUAUCUUCAUCUGUGUUACAGGCCUAUAGCCGAAGCAAUUCAUCCGGACUGCGCCAUCAUCUCUCAGCACCUGAGGGCUCGAGAGGUUUGCAGCCAGACGAGGAGGAGCGAAGCGCAAAACAAGACCGAGCACAGCGAAUGUAACACAGAGUGGGAUGAGAUCGGCUGCUGGCUGAAAACUGAAGUUGGGCAAGUGGUCAAUGUGUCAUGCUCCGAUGUCUUCCAGCAUUUCUCUAGCAAUCAAGGGUAUGUUUACAGGAACUGCACGGUGGAUGGCUGGUCAGAAAUGUAUCCACCCUACAAUGAGGCCUGUGCUUUCAGUGACGACAGUGGGCCUGAAUCUGAGACGAGUUACCUCUCUACAUUCAGAAAGGUUUACACUGUGGGCUACGCCACCUCGCUAAUCUCCCUCAUUACAGCCAUAGUGGUGUUCACAGCCUUCAGGAAGUUCCGCUGCACCAGAAACUACAUCCACAUCAACCUCUUCUCUUCCUUCAUCCUGAGAGCCAGUGCUGUUUUCAUUAAAGACACCAUUCUGUUUGCUGAUGAGACCCUGGACCACUGCUCUGUGUCCACAACAGCAUGCAAGUCAGCCGUUGCAUUCUUCCAAUUCAGCAUCCUGGCCAAUUACUUCUGGUUGCUGGUGGAGGGCAUGUAUCUACAGACCCUGCUGGCCCUGACCUUUGUCUCUCAGAGGAAAUACUUCUGGUGGUACAUCCUGAUUGGAUGGGGGCUCCCAUCAACAGCUCUUAUACUUUGGGUGCUGACCAGAUUCUUCUAUGAUGACAGAGGUUGCUGGGAUGACACAGACAAUGUUCCUAUUUGGUGGAUUAUCAAAGGACCAAUAACAGCCACCCUGCUGGUCAAUGUAGGCAUCUUCAUCAAUGUGAUCCGGAUCCUGGUUGAAAAGCUUAAAUCUUCAGCGAUGGCCGGGAAUAAUGACACCAGACACUUUAUGAGGCUGGCUAAAUCCACCCUGUUCCUCAUCCCUCUCUUUGGGAUGCACUACACAGUAUUCGCCUUCCUGCCUGAGAACACUGGAGUGGCAGCCAGACUCUACAUCGAGCUCGGGCUGGGAUCCUUUCAGGGUUUUGUGGUGGCACUGCUUUACUGUUUCAUGAAUGGAGAGGUCCAAACAGAGUUGCGGAGAUGGCUGUGCAAGUGUCACAAUCAAAAUCCUCUCACCCCAGCCAAGCGAAGUAUCACUCAGGUCACAGUUCGAGCCCGCAGGGGGCUCGGGCGGCCUCCUUCUAGUGGCCACAUCUCUUCAGUAUGAUUUUUAGGAGAGCAUCCAUGAGAUACAAGUUGUUGUGGUAACGUGACGAUGUCAAGUAAACUAUCAGAUGCAAAGCUCAAUCUGCUGAUGGCAUUAAUUCAACAACCCCUUGGCAGGGGAGCGCAAUAAACAAAGUUAUUGAGAAAUAAUAUAUCAGUGUCUGCAGCAGCAAUGACCAUGACAACACACAUCUUACACUUGGUCUCGAUUUGGGAGGAUGCCAUGGUGACACUGUGGAAAGACAACAGUAUAGACAGAGGUGGCCCAGAGCUUUCAGGAGGAUGACUUUUACAUGGUUCUGUUUACAUUUUGCUGGCUGAAAAUAUGUGCAGGACUGAUAUGGACUGAAUUUGCUAAUUGUUUUUUCCGCAGCAAUUCAGCUGUUGCUAGAGAGACAUUUUUAAUCAUGAAGAUCCAGGGGAACUGAGCCAAUGUAUUUAAGGCUGUCUGUUUGUGUGUGUGUGUGUAUGUGUGUGCAUGAAGCUGCCAUAUCUUGGGUAUGUCAUGUCUUAAAAGACUUCUUAUUUUAAGAGUUGUCUGUUUUGAUGAGCCAUCUUUGAAACACAGUAUGUGUAAGUAUUUAUUAGCUAGUUUUUUCUUCAUCUGUCAAAAAGGUACUGUAUAACUAGAUGAAACAUUUCAACUGACAGUAAGUGUCUUAAGAUAUAUUAUAUUGUAAGCUUGGUUUUCUUCGCAGGGUGCACAUCAGGUUCCACCAAAACAAGUUCCUUUCCAAGACCAUUUUACAUAGCCACUGUCACUGUUCAUAGCUUAGCAGGCCCUUGUCAUUGGUUUAAAGAAAUGCUAACAACCUACAGCUUAUUUAUCUAUCCCAGAAUGAGUGUGUGGGGUAGCCAGGCUUACUCCAAAGUGCUGUGGAGAUAGGUCUGCCACCGAGAGAAUAUCAUGUACCUUGAACCUUGAUUUGGAUGGAAAUUAGGAAAGAGUAGCAGCAAAUUGGUCUGUUGCACGCUUCUCCUUACAUUAAAUUAAUUGGUUUUAAACAAGCAUCUUAUUCAACCAAAAGACAAUUUCCUCUUAUGAUAAAAAGUAACAACGUACUGCUGCCAAAUCUGUACACUGUCCAUUUUUUCUUAAAGAUUAUUUUUUGGGCAUUUUAGGCCUUUAAUUGAUAGGACAGUAGAAGACAUGAAAGGGGAGAGAGAGGGGGAGUGACAUGCAGCAAAGGGCCGCAGGCUGAAUUCGAACCCUGGCCGGCUGCGUCGAGAAGUAAACCUCUAUACAUGGGCACCCGUUCUACCAACUGAGCUAUCUGGGUGCCCACACUGUCCAUUUUAAUGGAUAGAAUAGAAUAUAAAUGUAUUUAUUUGAAAGAGGGACAAUACACAGCAACAGUUGCUAAUUUCCACCUGUAGUCCCUAGGAAGGUAUGACAAAAUGGGAUAUGGGAUGGGAUAGCUAAGCGAAAUAAAGCAAAUCUUCACGAAAUACAACAAUUUACCAGAUAGAUUUAUUUUGCAGUUAAACUUACACAACCUGGGACAUGAAUUUAGGACACCAGAACGCAUGUUACACAUGACACACUGUCACAGGUAGAACAUAAUAUGGAUGAGGUCUUAUAUAUAUUCUUUUGACAUUUAAGUUACUUAUAUCCUCAUUAAUGCUUGUCAUUAGAUACGCAUGCGUACAGUAUACACUCUCUCCAACUUUCAAACAUACUCACUUUAAAAACUGUUACAUUAACAUAAAUGUACAAAAACACAGUCACAAACAUCAAGAGGUCAAGAGGUCCACCGACCUGUGUGCCAAAAAUAUACAUCUACAGUGUACUGUAUAUAUAAUCAAAAAGACAUCAUUUGUACACCAUGGCAAAUUGAUAGCAGGAGACAUGUAAGAGCAGCUGAGCAACAUCAGUACAUUCAAAAAUGUGUUGGCAAUCAACUCACACACACACACACACACACACCACACACACACACACACACACACACACACACACACACACACACACACACACAUAAUAGUUACCUUUAAAGGAAUAGUUUGACAUUUUUGGAAAAAACAUUAAAUGUUUGCUUUCUUGCUGAGAGGAAUAUCAAGGGGGGCAGUUAGCUAGUGAUAAUGUAGCUAUUAGUUAGCCAAUAUACACCAGCUAAGACUAAACAGCUAGCUAGUAGAUAGUAGCUAGUGGACACACACUAUUAGAAAAGUAAGGCCUAGGCCUACAUCUUGUUGCUUUAAUCUGCACAACAGAAGAGUAGAAAUACAUGUUGUGGUUUUACAGGAAGUUAAGUGAGGUAUUUCCUGUCAACAGAGCCAGCUAGCUGUUUCCUCCCGCUUCCAGUCUUUGUGCUAAGCUAACCGGCUGCUGGCUGUAGCCUAAUAUUUAGCUUACACACAUGAAAGUGAUAUUAAUCUUUCAAAGGUACCCCCAAUUCUCAAUUUUUACUCGCAUCUCAGUAAAUUUAGAAAUUAGAGAGAGAAGGAGGAAAAUUCUAGAAUUAAGAGGGGAUCAGUGCUGAUUCAGAAAAUCCUAAUUUGUAGGCUUGUUUGUUGAUUUGUGUAGAGAAAAAUCACAAAACAUAGAUGUGAAUAAUGUUAAGCAUGGUGCAUUUAAGUGCCCUACCCCUAUUUCAUCCAAAAUCCAAAGUACAAGACUCAAAAAGCAAAUCAAUGCCAGUCAAACUUCCCCCUUUCUACAAAACUGUCAAACCAAAAUUCUAAGACUUUGACGCCACCUUGUGGUAAACAAAUAUACAGUGCAUACAUAGUAAAGUAAGGAGUUGUCUACUCUUCUUUUACAGACAGUAACAGGUUUUAGACAUGGUCGUUUCCAUCUGAGCCGAUUCAGACUCAGCUGGGGAUAGAACACGUAAGCAGCAGCAGAGUGGUUUUUAUCACACCCUCAUACAAACAUUGUGUUUUAUCUGUUGCAGUUGUUCCACUUCCUAAUUAAACCUCUGGCUCUAGUUCAUUCAAUAGUGUCUUGUUACACAUUGUUUUGUCCAAAGGCAGCCAAGCAAAUGCAUAAAACUGAUGCAUCUCCUCAGUGGUGUGUAUGCUUUAUCUCACUUUUUAGAGUUUAUGUACGUGUUUUAUUUCUCACAAUAAGCUCUGCAGCUUUGGACAGCAAUUUCCUGUGAGUGUUUUUUGUUUUCUUCAAAAUCAGAAAGGAGACAUUAUUCCACACAUCUCACCAGUUGUCACUACAUUUAUGGCACUUUGACCAAGAGAGUCAAUAUCACUCAAUGUAAUGAAAUCCUACAUCAGGCAUUAAACUAAAUGACACAUUAGUGUACUAUACAUUGAAUCAUUUCACAUGGAACCAGUUUAUGGUAAAUAAAUAUACAUCAUUUUCUGUUCAACAAUAUUCAAUAUAUUGUUCAAAGAUACUACAUUCUUUUAAUCCGCUCAGAUGACAUUCAAAAAAAUAAAUAUCUUGAAUAAAUAUUGUUAAUAAAUCCUCCUGUACGCAUCACAUGUCAUCUUAUUAAAUGAUUUCCUCACCUCAACAUUUAUUGUUUGUUAGCUUAGUUUGU